AUGAAUGAGCCUGGAGGCCAGAAAGAUAUAGAAAGGUUUAAUGUCAAAUUGCCUUCUUUUAAAGAGUUGACGAAGCGCUUUAGUGGGACAUCGGUGGCAGAUACAUCAAGACCACAGGGGAAUAUAAGAUCAUCAUCAGUAUCCAUUUCACAUUUAUCGACGAUUCCAAGAACAAUUCCUAUGCAGCAACAAGUUCCGAAUGGGAAUUAUGUUCUUUCAGCAUACUAUCAAAUACCAGUGCAAGCCCAGAUGCAAGCUGCCGCACCAAAUUUGGGCAGUGAUGUGCCCUUACAACUGCCCAUGAAUAGAUAUCAGACUGGGACUUCAAUGAAUUCUGGAAAUUCCAUUCCAGGAUCAGCAGCUUUGGCACCUCCAAGAAAUAUGACAAAUAUGAACAGAAAUCAUCAACCAUCCAGCCGAAGGAGUCAGUCCGGUUCCACAUGGUCAGAUUUCGAUGGAUUCAAUAAUUCACCAACCUCCAGAACUACUUAUCAAGGAUCAGCUCCAAUUUCUCCAAUGACUGAGCCAACAGAGUCACCACUAAAGCAACAAUCACAUCUACCGACAUUAUUGGGAAAUCUCAAGAGUUUCCUAGUGGAAACGAAAACUGAAAAUAGUGCUGAUAAGCUUAGCGCGGAGGCUUUGCUGGAGAAACUCGACACUUACAACAGCACAGAUCUAAAAUCAUUGGAAGAUAGCACUUCAAAGCUAGCAGAUUUUCUUAGGAGCUACCGGGUUCGAAAGAAUAAGAACUCCAGAUCGACUAGUCGUAUCCACAGACCGUCCUCACAUUUACUAUCAAGGUCAUUGUGGCCUUCAUGUGUUCACAAAAUUGCGGAGAGAGGCAGAAAGGAUAGAAAAAAGAGUGAAAUUGUACCACGAACAGGAAAGCAGAGUGUAAAUAAAUAUAAGAGACACGCCCAUUCGAAAUCAGACACGAUGGCUAUUCGUGUGAAUAAGAAAUUACAGGAUACACUUGCAUGGGAUCAGUCGUAUUCGAAUUCCAAUCAUUUGAUCACCGAUGAUGGCCAACAAGCAAGGCAAAGCUUUGAACAGCUAAGCCCCGGGGAAAAAAUCACUUUGAAAGUUGAGCCAUUACAACCUGCGACCAACAACAGAGUUCGCAGUUCAUUUGCACCGCAAGGGAUUUUACAUCAAGAUCUAAGCAUAAAGCCAAAGAUAAAGUGCAUGCAGUGUGGAUCAGAGUCUACUCCUGAGUGGAGAAAAGGCCCCGAUGGUGCUCGGACUUUGUGUAAUGCAUGCGGUCUUUUCCACAAUAAGCUGGUUAAGAAGAUGGGGCCAAAAGCAGCUGCCGCGUUUCUCGAAACUAGAAGAAUGAGUGGGAAACCUGGCGAACGUCAAUAUUCGUACGAGGAUAUUCAGAUGGAUGCCACCUAG
Messenger RNA from Brettanomyces bruxellensis, 1398 nucleotides. RefSeq lists its product as uncharacterized. The coding region runs from base 1 to 1398 and encodes 465 amino acids. Gene Ontology annotation, molecular function: sequence-specific DNA binding; zinc ion binding. The record is from RefSeq and is a predicted model, not a curated record. Gene Ontology annotation, biological process: regulation of DNA-templated transcription. The transcript has a single exon. NCBI's taxonomy places the organism in Eukaryota, Fungi, Ascomycota, Pichiomycetes, Pichiales, Pichiaceae.